Molecule: messenger RNA, 903 nt
Organism: Sporothrix brasiliensis 5110
Lineage: Eukaryota; Fungi; Ascomycota; Sordariomycetes; Ophiostomatales; Ophiostomataceae
Product: cleavage stimulation factor subunit 2
Exons: 2
Coding region: 1-903 (300 amino acids)
Biological process (GO): mRNA 3'-end processing
Cellular component (GO): mRNA cleavage and polyadenylation specificity factor complex
Molecular function (GO): mRNA binding
Source: RefSeq, a predicted model, not a curated record
AUGUCGCGACAGCCCUCCAAGAUUGUCUUUGUGGGUAACAUCCCAUACGGUCUCUCCGAAGAGCAGAUCUCCGACAUCUUCAGCAGCGCCGGCCGCGUCGUCAGCUUCCGUCUCGUCUACGACCGCGAAAACGGAAAGCCCAAGGGCUUUGGCUUCGCCGAGUACCCCGACCCCGACUCGGCCGCCUCCGCGGUACGCAACCUCAACGACUACGAGGUCAUGGGCCGCAAGCUGCGCGUCGAUUUCUCCAACGAAGGCCACGACGAGGACAUGCCGGCGUCCAUGGGCGGCAGCAACACCUACGGGGGACCCGGCACCGGCACCAGCAGCAACGGGCCGGCGGCGAGCACGCCAAUGGCCGCAACCGGUUCGUCCAACGGCAGUUCGUCGCUGCCGCCCCUGCCGCCCGGCAAAGACAUCCCGCCCGGCGCGAGCGCCACCGACGAGAUCUCGCGCGUUCUGCGGACGCUGCCGCCGACGCAGCUGCUCGACGUGCUCACGCAGAUGAAGACGCUGGCGACCAACGAGCCCGCGCGCGCCACCGAGCUGCUGGCCCAGGCGCCGCAGCUGGCGUACGCCGUGUUCCAGGCGCUGCUGCUCAUGGACCUGGUGUCGCCCGAGGCCAUCCAGGCCGUCGUCGAGGCGACGCCGGCGGUGCCCGUCGUCCCACAGCAACAGGCGCCACCGCCACCGCCACCACCGCCCGCCGCAUACGCCGCCUACCAACCCGAGCUGGCACCACCCGUGGCCGCACCGCCCGCGGCUGCCCCGGCCGCGCCAGGACAGGAUGAGCUGAUCAAGCAGGUGCUGGAGCUGCCGCAGGCCGUCAUUGACCAGCUGCCCGAGGCAGAACGGACGCAGUUGAUGGCCCUGCGGAUGCAGUAUGGUGGCGGUGCGCGGUAA